AUGUCCAUCGAAAGCUUUGUACCUGUGCCAAAGCUAAUUCGGGCUCGGUUGGUUUAUGAUGAAUGGUGGUUGCAGUUUAUGUAUUUGAUGAAGUAUAAGAAUUGCUCUGAUGUAAUCGAGCAUGCAGACCGGCCAGAAACUGUCAAGGAAGAAGACUGGAAGCAGAAAAUUAAGCGGUCUGAAAUAUGCAGAUGGGAUCCUGAACAGUUCUUUGAAAAAUUUGAAAGAAAAGUUAUUGAAUUGCAUCAUGCUGGUGGUGAUACCAGUAGAAGAAGAAAAUUAAGUUAUUUAAUGAUGUGUUUACCUGAUAGUUGUCGUCAUAUUAUUGAAACUAUUGAUAUAUUACCAGAAAAAGAGAGAACUGUUGAUUAUGUCCGUCAGAAAUUGAUAGAAAGAAAGCAGCUUGGUGCUGUCACAGAAUCAGUUCAAACAUCUCCAGCAGGAACCAAUAAUACACUGUAA
This is a messenger RNA of Arctia plantaginis, 462 nucleotides long. NCBI's taxonomy places the organism in Eukaryota, Metazoa, Arthropoda, Insecta, Lepidoptera, Erebidae. The record is from the annotation of a GenBank genome assembly.